AUGACUGACCGACAGGGUGAAAUGGCGAACCACGGCGGCGGGGUUCUGGGCUCGUUCCUGUCGCGACUGGUGCCUCUGCGGGGAGCGGGGUCGCAGCCGUCCCAGAAGGCGCCGUCCCUCAACAAAGUGCCGUCUAAGCCCGCGCCACCCAAGCCCUCGCAGUUGCCCAAGCCCAUGGAAAGCAAGCCCUCUCCCUCCAAGCCACCCCCGCCCCCGGUGGUCCUUCCGAGCAAGCCGUCCCCGGCGUUUCCGCCCAAGCAGGCGCCGUUGCCGCCCAUCACGGGCGCGCCGCUUGCUGCCUCCCACCACUCCACCGGCGCGUGCGCGGUGGGGCUGGCGGAGUCGUCGGCCGCGAGCGCCGCCGCGGCCGCCGCCAGCGACUCGCUGGCCCGCGCGCACGUGAGCGCGGCGUCGCACCCGGGCGCCAGCGCCGUGUCCAGCAUGGCGGCCGGCUCCAGUACCGCCACGGGCUCCACCGACGGCCGCAGCAUGGACAGCUCGGGCUUCGAGCACGUGGGCGGGCGCGCGUGCAUCCGCGUGCCGGCGCUGGGGCUCGUGUACAUCGAGGGCGUCGUGCCCAAGUGGUCCGGCUUCCAGCCCGUCAAGACGCGUGCCACGUCACGCGCCAUGGAGCGCUACGAGAAGCUGGCUAAGCUGGGCGAGGGCAGCUACGGCGUGGUGUUCAAGUGCCGCAACCGCGACACGGGCCAAGUGGUGGCCAUCAAGAAGUUUGUCGAGUCCGAGGACGACCCGCUCAUCCGAAAGAUCGCGCUCCGAGAGAUACGUCUGCUCAAGGUCAGGCACCGCUCUGCAGCCGUGUUCCGGCGGAAGCGGCGGCUGCACCUGGUGUUCGAGUUCUGCGACCACACGGUGCUGGCCGAGCUGGAGAAGUACCCGCGCGGCUGCCCGGAGCUGCUGGUGAAGCAGAUCACGUGGCAGGUGCUGCAGGGCGUGGCCUACUGCCACCAGCACGCGUGCAUCCACCGCGACGUCAAGCCCGAGAACAUCCUGCUGACGGCGCAGGGCGUCGUCAAGCUGUGCGACUUCGGCUUCGCGCGCAUGCUCAGUCCAGGAGAAAACUACACAGACUAUGUGGCAACACGAUGGUACCGAGCUCCUGAACUCCUGGUGGGAGAUACCAUGUACGGACCUCCCGUCGACGUGUGGGCAAUUGGAUGUGUCUUUGCCGAACUUGUGCAAGGUCAAGCACUUUGGCCCGGAAAGUCGGAUGUGGACCAGCUGUACCUUAUAAGGAAGACAUUAGGAGACCUCAUCCCCCGCCAUAUGAACGUCUUCAAGAGCAACGAGUUCUUUUUCGGAGUGAUCCUGCCAGAACCGGAUACAAUCGAGCCUCUCAACACCAAACUUCCCCACAAUAAUCCACAUAUACUCGAUUUUCUAGAGAAAUGUGUGGAUAAGGACCCAAGUAAACGAUGGACGUGUGAGCAGCUUCUUCAGCAUGCAUACUUCAACAACUUCCACUUCAAAAUGCCUGCUUCAGAAGUGGAAGAAUUUGAAAAGCUAAGAAGAUUGCGAGACAGGUCGAGGAAUUCCAGCUAUAGUACAGGCCCAAUGACCCUGCCUCAGCUGCCAAGCAACGCUGCAAGCCCAGAUUUCCGCUCCACAGUGACACAGAAAGGUAAUCAGACAUUUGACCAUCUGCCGACUAUAUGACGGCCUGGCUGGCUGCAGUAACCUACACCUGGACCCGUCAGUGGACCUCGACUGCAGUCAUCAUGCCAAAUACUGAAAUGUACAUUCCCUAAAUCAGACUGAAGAUGUGCAAUCAUCUUUCCAAUUCAGAAAACAUUAAUCCAUCUCAGAGCACAGUUUUCAACUUGACUGUUUCCUUAUGGCUAGUGAAACCUUUCUUUUCAGGCAUUGAAAGAAGUCAACUACGAAGAAUGGCAUUUUACCUCAAAAUGCCUCUCUCCAAACAACUACCAAGACUACACUGAAAGUUGGUUUUGAACGCCUCAAUCUAAAUAAUGUGAUGUUACUGUUAAAGGGAACUCAGUUUUAAUUGUAUAUUUUCAGAAAAUGUUAAUAUAAAUUU
Messenger RNA from Gryllus bimaculatus (two-spotted cricket), 2056 nucleotides. Lineage: Eukaryota; Metazoa; Arthropoda; Insecta; Orthoptera; Gryllidae. The record is from the annotation of a GenBank genome assembly.